UAGGUCAAAAGAGAAAGAUUUCGUCCCAAUCCAAGCCAUCCAUCGGUUAAUACUGUUCCUGUGGUAGAAUAUGGGGAAACUAGGGUGGACUGUAGCUCUUCUCUUAGCCGUACUAGUGGGGUACAUCUGGUAUAAACCGGCGUUCGAUCCAGAAUCUCUGAGAGGAGCCAGGGUUGUGGUAACCGGCUGCAGUUCCGGUAUCGGCGAACAGAUGGCGUACCACUACGCCAGGUUUGGAGCCAGGGUUAUCAUCACGGCAAGGCGAGAGGGGAGACUGAAGAAGGUUGUAGCUAAGAUGAAGGACCUGGGAGCCCAGGAGGCCAUCUAUGUAGCAGGAGACAUGGGGAAAGCAGAAGACUGUGAGAGAACCAUCCAAACUGCCAAGGAAAAGUUUGGAGGUAAAUUGGACUAUUUGGUCAUAAACCAUGCCAGCUUGAGCUCGAUCAAAAAGAACGGCACAGCGAGUUUAUUCUGGGACGGUGACAUGGACGUCAUGCACGCUGAAGUGACAAACAACUACUACAGCUACAUCCGGCUGGCCUCACUGGCACUCCCGCUUCUACACAAGACCAACGGCAGCCUGGUCAUCCUUGGUUCAAUGUCCGGAAAGAUCGCCAGUGUUUUUUCAACCUUCUACGCGGGCACAAAGUUUGCCUUGGACGGGUUUUUCUCCUCCUUGCGGCAGGAGUUGGCAAUGCAGGACGUCAACGUCUCCAUCACAUACUGCGUCAUCGGUUUGGUAGACACCGAAAUACCAGAUAAAUUUGAAAAGACGUUUGGCUUUCUCAUGGAUCUCCCACGUGCCUCACCUGCGGACUGCGCCAUGGCGAUCAUACGGGGGGGAGCAGCACGCCAGAGGGAGGUUUACUACCCGUGGAAAGAAGCAUGGCUUGCUACUAAACUCAGCUCCAUCUUUCCACAGUUCUUUGAAUCUUUAACUAUGGGGAUUUAUCCUAAGAUACAUGAAAAAUCUAUCCUUUUCAAAGAGAACAACAAUUAAUGUUUUACUUCCACAGUGUAUUCAGAUAGUGUUUUAGAUGAUUGGGCCUUUUUACAAUUGAAAUGAGAAAUAUUGCACAUAUUUUGAAGUGGAGGCCAAAUAUAUAAAAGUGAAUGAACAGAAAAUGUGCAGUGCAGAUACAUUUCAGGCUUCCUACUCCUAUAUUUAAAUUGACUAAAUUUAGACUUCAU
Messenger RNA from Branchiostoma belcheri (Belcher's lancelet), 1191 nucleotides. Its product is annotated as hydroxysteroid 11-beta-dehydrogenase 1-like protein. NCBI's taxonomy places the organism in Eukaryota, Metazoa, Chordata, Leptocardii, Amphioxiformes, Branchiostomatidae. Gene Ontology annotation, molecular function: oxidoreductase activity. The transcript has 6 exons. Bases 71 to 1000 code for a protein of 309 amino acids. The record is from RefSeq and is a predicted model, not a curated record.